GUUCCAGCGGUAAAUGGACAUUGUCCUGCGCCCACAUCGUCUCUUCGCAGCUGCCUACCUACGUGGUCGGACCACCUGUUCCACUUGGGGGAGGUCCUGAAGGAGCUCCGGAAGGUGGGGCUGACAGCCAACCCCAAAAGCUCAGAGUUUAAAGGUUCAAAAAGAUGAAGAGCAUGUUGAGCAAGAAAAUGGAGAAUUCACAGAGGACCAUGCUUCUAUUUUUAGGGUUAUGCAUUUUCUCAUUGCAGUGGAUGUUGACCCAUGAGGAAGUCAAUGUGGCCUUAGGAGGAAUAGCAACACAAUCUUCUGUAUACGAUAACUAUUACCCCGCUUACUUUGCUAUUGAUGGCAACAGAGACUCUAACGCUUAUCACCACUCAUGUACAAACACAAAUUUUGAUUAUAAUCCAUGGUGGAGGGUGGAUUUGUUGGCGGUGUAUGAAAUUAGCAGUGUAAUCGUCACUAACAGAGGGGACUGCUGUUCAGAACGGAUAAAUGGUGCUGAGAUUCACAUUGGCAACUCCUUGGUCAACAACGGCAACAAUAACCCCAGAUGUGUCGCUAUCUCUAGCAUCCCUGCUGGUGCCUCUGCAAAUUACACCUGCAAGAUGAGGGGUCGUUAUGUGAACAUCGUCAUUCCCAAUGUUAGCCAGUAUCUCACGCUCUGUGAAGUGGAGGUCUCUGGGGCUCCAGUGCCUGUUACUAAGAGGGCAUUUCUGAGAUUAAAGUUUAACAGCAGUGAGGAUCUCAUGAACCCUAACGUGAGGGACAAAGUUCUUCAAAAGAUGAUAUCUGCCAAUGUCCAGCCAACAGUAUUCCAGGUCCGUUGGACAAAAGAACCAGAACUGAAAACUGAAACUUAAAAAAUGGUGGCAGAAAUAUGUCUGAAACAAGAAGAAGAAGAAGAGGAAAAGGAAGAAGUCAAAGAAAAAAAACAGCAAAAAAAGACCAUCAAAUGUGUGAGGUUUGGGUGUAGCACUUAGAACUACUAGCUAACUGAAGUUACAUAUUUAUUAAUUAGAAGUACUGGAAGUUUUUUAGUUUGUUUGUUUGGGAAAUGCAUCUAUGAAAAAUUAUUAAUACAGGGUUCUUACAAGGUGCUUGAAGUGCUUGAAUUUGGCUUUUGGAAAUUUAAGAAAUGGAAACCCUUGAAAAUAGCCAUUUUUUAUCUAACAAGUCAAUAAAUACAAAAUCGCUAAAUAACUUUAAAGGGUUUAUUUUCUAUAGAACAUGAAUACAGUCCUUUCACUCAAAAUAUGACUCUCUGCUGCAGCUCCUCCUCCUCCUGCUGUUCACUCAUUCAUUUAACGGAGACAGCUUCGGUCCAAAUUUCAGACCCCUUUAGCAACUUUUUAAAAAAAAGUUGCGGCUACUCUGUUCAGUGAGGGGCAGCACAUUCAUUCACUUCUAACUUUCUCUCUGAGAGAUUAUUUUACUUGGAAAUAUAGCACAAAAUCACAGUGCACCCGUUGUUUUUAACUUAUGUGUAUGGUGGUUUUGUCAGAUGAUGUGAUGGUUAUAAAAUCAGGAUUUUAGCCGUGCAGAGCAGCAGCUUGGAAAGGUUUGAAAGUCACUGCUGCUGAACAUAGUCUCUUAAUGGGCCGCUGUGCAGUCAUUAUUUCAUACUCGUUCUGUUGUUUGACAAAAGAAACAGAAAAAAUAUGUAAAUGAGAACAGCUUUAUUGGGAAUUUGGCUCUAAAGGGCUGAAAAUAGGCAGAAUGAAAAUAUGAUGUAAUGAUGUAAUUAAUAUGCUAAUUAGCACAUGAUAUCAUCUAGAAACGUGUGGACACAGUGCUCCUGUCACUCACUUGUAGUAUUUUAACAUUAUGGUGAAGAUGAAGCAGUGCUUGGGAAAUACAAAUUUUGUCCAUCAUAGCUGGGAAAAGGACCUAUAUAAAAUUUGUUGUGUUAUUUAAUUAUUAAUAAUAAUAAUUUUUUUUUUUUUUAGAAUUUAAAAAGAAGAAAUAAAGAAUAUAUAUAUUUGAAUGACAUCUCUUAUAUAGUCCUUGAAAUCAAAAACAGAAACAGUGCUUGAAAAGUCCUUGAAAGUCUUGGAAUUUCAUUAUGAAGCAUCUGUAUGGACCCUGUUACUAUGUACUAUGUGAUUGAUGUUUUAAACAUGCCCUCUUGAUUUCUGGGUUUAGCAUAGUUAUACCUUGGUUUGAGUUUAAGAGUCUAGAUUUUCUGGUAGAGUAAUGCUAGUUAAGUUUCUCUCACAAAUAUUAUUGAGUAGAUAGAGUAUAUUCAGUCGCCUUUCUGUGAAAGUGAGAAUUUCUAGGUUAACAUAAUAGAUAACAUAUGACAUUUUGAAAUUUGGUAUAGUUGGAAGUAUGUUUAAAACACAGAAAUUGCUGAGAUCAUGUAAGAAUGAGGUUUUACUCACUGGAAUAAAUGUGUUCACUUUAAACUUUGUUCCUUCCUUUAAACACUUACCUGCUUGAGAAUUUCCAAUGUUUGUAGAAUGAUGAUUCUCAGUACAGCACAUGACCAGUUAUUAAUGGGCUUUUAAUGAAUUAAUUUGUUUGUUUGUUUACUUAUGUGAGACAAUUAUGGGAUUUUCUAUUUUAUUUACUACAUGUACUUUUUUUUAAAAAUGAUUUUACACCUUAUCUUAUUUAGCUCAUCCUUCAUAACCCUUAAAUCAACAUUUCCCAUUGUUAGUAUCAGAAUCUUAUUUAACAUGCAACAUAUUCAAUAAUCUGUAACUAAGACUCAAUAAAGAAAUUCUCAUUACA
Ictalurus punctatus (channel catfish) is the source of this 2736-nucleotide messenger RNA. Its product is annotated as fucolectin. Lineage: Eukaryota; Metazoa; Chordata; Actinopteri; Siluriformes; Ictaluridae. The coding region runs from base 165 to 863 and encodes 232 amino acids. The transcript is spliced from 9 exons. The record is from RefSeq and is a predicted model, not a curated record.